Seminavis robusta is the source of this 1647-nucleotide messenger RNA. Lineage: Eukaryota; Bacillariophyta; Bacillariophyceae; Naviculales; Naviculaceae. The record is from the annotation of a GenBank genome assembly.
AUGGGCAAGCACCGUAGCGGCAAGAAGAGGCAGCGUGGAUCGGAUCCACAGCCACUGCUGAAUCUUGACGUUGGUGGUGUAUCAGCAUCAGCUGCAGUGGGAGGAGAGUCCAUUGAGAGUUGUUUGGCCGAUUUGGAAGAAGCGUCGAAUCCGCUCUUGUCGACAACUCAUACUAAUAAUGAACCAACGACAAGCCCCAUUACUACCAGUAAUCCAGAACCUGCCGUGACACCCGUGGGCUACAAACGCCAGGAACGAGUGGAUGCGUGGGAUGCAGCUUGGUCGUCUUGGUUGAAUGGCGGAGAAUACCAGGAGGGUCUGUUGCCCUGCUUCGAGACGGAACUGGCGCGACACUUUCAAGUAAAGAAAUUGUCUUCGUUCUUGCUCGACUCGUGUCGUGAUUUGAAGAUGCCCGCCUUUGAACGGUGGUUGUUGGACGUCAAAUUGGAAGAACGACAGACGCCCUCCAAGAAGAAAAAGAUUGCCGAGGAUCCCGUGCUUCCCACGCACACACUGUUGCUGACAUCCGCCUCAUCGCAACGAUUAAUGGAAGAAAUCGGGGAAACGGGGUCGGUCGAACCAGAUCAAGCCCAAACGAUUGUCCAAGAAUUGAUUCGUCGGACACAAUCCGCAUUGGUCGAAAUUCACAGUCAACGCCUGCGCUGUGGCCAUCAAACACCCGUCAAAUCCGAUAAAGUGGAGAUUGAACGAGGCAGCUAUCUCGUCUCCAUGCUCUAUUCCCGAAAGAAAUGGAAAAGUCCCUUUAUUGUCAAAAUCACCAUUUCACACUACGAAAAACUACAACAACGAUUUCUAGAAACACACCACAAAGUGAUCCAACUACACGACUUGGUUGCAAGCACAGCCAGUAGUACGAAACAAGAAAAGAGGAAACGAAAACGAGUCCAACACAGUCUCCAUCUCCUCCUCAUGGUCCUCACAUUGCGAUACUCUUCCUUCUCGGGUGGACAACUCUUGGAUGACUUUCGAGGUGGUGGAAUGCAGGGCGCCAUUAACGAACAGGGAUUUGACGUUCUGAAAGAAUUCUUUCCCGUUGUAUUUGAAUGCUUUGCAUCCCCUCUCAAUGUCACAUUGCCCUUUUUUGCAUCGGCAUUUGAACCCAUGUUGGAUUGGCACUUUGGAUCCGUCGGAGAUUUGGCACUCUGCGACUCAUUCCAAGACGGUGUUUGUGGAGAAGCCAAUCCUCCCUUUACACCGGCGUACAUGGAGUUUUUGUCCCAGUAUAUUUCCCAUCAGUUGGCCCAAGCCGACAAGACCGAUCGUGCUCUUUCCUUUGUGGUGAUUAUACCAUCCGUCGGGGAUAACGACAACAAGGACCACAAAAAAGUCUCCAGUGCCGUCAAACGAUUUGCGGCACGGGCGCACAAUGACAUGUGCCACAGCAAACGGUGCACUCUGCACAUUGUACUGCCCGCCAAGGAACAUGGAUAUGUGGAAGGGGCUCAACAUUUGCGACCCACGCGGUACAAACGCAGUCUCUAUGACACCAGUGUCAUUCUGUUGCAGAGUCAGGCCGCACAAGGAAAUAAUAAUUUCGACAAGACACUGUUUGAAGAGAAGAUUCGACUGGCAUUUGCAGAACGACACUCGGAAGAACAUCAAAAGCGCCAAAAGGUAGAAGAAUGA